This is a messenger RNA of Antrostomus carolinensis (chuck-will's-widow), 1869 nucleotides long. RefSeq names its product serine/threonine kinase like domain containing 1 (gene STKLD1). The record is from RefSeq and is a predicted model, not a curated record. NCBI's taxonomy places the organism in Eukaryota, Metazoa, Chordata, Aves, Caprimulgiformes, Caprimulgidae. The coding region runs from base 1 to 1869 and encodes 622 amino acids. The transcript has 18 exons. Gene Ontology annotation, biological process: protein phosphorylation. Gene Ontology annotation, molecular function: ATP binding; protein serine/threonine kinase activity.
AUGCUGGUAGCUGAAUUGAAAUCAGAAAAGGGCGUGGAGAAGAAAUACAUAAUAAAGCAGGUUGAAUGCAUUGAAGAAAAGCAAGCAAAUGAGGCCUUGAAGGAGGCAAAGGAUUUACUAAAACUUCAUCAUUCAAACAUCUGUGCUUACAAGGAAUUGUUUGUGACUUGGGAUAAUGAGAUAUCAUCUGUGUUCCUUUGUCUGGUGAUGCAGCACUUGGGCCAUGGAGAUCUUUCAUCUGUAAUCAAGGAAAAAAGGCAGAAGUCAGAAAAAAUAACAGACAUGGUGAUUCUGAAGUUCCUGGGGCAGAUGGUGGAUGCUUUGUUUUAUAUACACAAACAAAAUAUUAUACACAGAAAUCUCAAGCCAUCAAACAUACUUGUGACUGAUGAAGCAUCCUUCAUGCUUAGUGACUUCAGUACAGAAACACUUAUGACAGAUGAGAUGAAAUGGAAAAUAAGAGUGGAAGAAAAUAGCAAGACUUGGAUGGCUCCAGAAACAUUUGGUUUUUCUUUUACUGAGAAAUCUGACAUCUGGUCUCUGGGUUGUAUUCUGCUUGACAUGACGACCUGUUUUGUUCUGAAUGCAGAGGAGAUAACUUCAUUGCUGCAGGAUAUUAGACAGGAUACCAGACAUCUUGAGGAAGCCCUGACACUAAUGCCAAGUGGAGAUAACAGCUCUUUGCCUCUAUUUCCGAUUUUAUUUAUGAUGCUACAGAUUCAGCCCAGCAUGAGACCCACAACAAAGGAUCUGACUGAUGUUCCAUUUAUUAGGGAAUGCCUGACUCUUGCUGGUGCCUCUUCAGUAAAACUGAAAAAGUCUUUGCCUCCCAAAAUAAUAGAUGUGCUACUUGAGGGAGGAAUCGAAAGUGUUCUAGAAUUCAUGCAGGCUUUCUGGGAUGUAGAAGAAGCACAGGCUAAAGCCAUUCAGCUCCUUGCCAGCUUUGUAAGAGACAAAAGUGCCUUGCCCUAUCUGCUAAUGUUCACAGAAUUGAUCACUUUUGCCAUGAAGACUCAUGUACAUUCUCUCAAGUUACAAGUAGAUGGUUGCAGUUUAUUACUUGAAAUUCUUAGUCAAGGUAAGGAUGUGGUGAUGGCCCUGUAUGAGAAUGUGGCCAGCUCUCUGUUAGAGGCACUGAGAAAACACUCUGAAAAUGAAGAGUUACUUUCGUUGGUCUGCACGUUACUGAUGAUGACUUCAGCCAGUGAAGCUGCUGCGGAGAAUCUAAGGAAAGCUGGAGUAAUUCCAGACCUUCUGUCAGUUUUAAGAAAUUUUCUUCAUAAUGAACAGAUCUGCCUCUCUUGCUGUGGAGUUCUCUGGAGCUUGGCUGUGAGUGGUAAUUCAGAGAAUAAUGUAGACCAAGCAUUGCUGAGAAGUGCUGUCCCUGUUACCUCCGCGGUCCUUCAGGAGCACCUCCAGAAUGGAACAGUGGCAGAGUCUGCCUGCUCAGCUCUAUGGGCAUUGUCACUCCAAGGUUGCUUAACUGAAAAUCAAUGUGAGACUGCAACUGCACUUCUGCUGGAUGCACUCAGGAUAAACCCUGAAAGACCAGUGCUGGUGAAUAAUGCCUGCCUGGCAUUAGCAAGCCUUCUAAGGCUAUCUGAAAUAGCAGCUUUGAGAUUUAUAACUGAUUCAAAAGGCAGUGGAAUAAACCUGAUCCAAUAUGCCUACCGCCUUCACUUUGAUGAUCCAGAAGUGGUGGAAAAUAUCUGUGUGCUGAUCAAUGAGAUGGUUCAGUAUGAUGAUGUUGUGCUGGAUAUGCUGUCCCAGAAAAUGGAAGAAUUGCUGUCUGAAAUAAAAAUCCGUUUUCCAUCUAACGUGGAGAUAAUGACCCUUGUGGAUGCAACGCUUGUGAAACUGCGCAAGUAA